AUGUCAUUAAAUGAUUAUACUUCAAUAGAAACAAAAAUGAAAAAAAUUUUUAAAAAAUUAAAAAAAAUGAGACAAUUAAAAGGAAUAUAUUAUUCACUAAAUAAAUUAAAUAAAAAAACAAAAAAUAAAUUAAUUAAAAAACAUUUUUUAUUUAAAGAAGGGGACAGAUUUUUAAAUGAAGCCAAAGCUACAAAUUAUUGGCCUGUUGGAAGAGGAAUUUAUUUGAAUUUAAAAAAAACUUUUUUGGUUUGGGUAAAUGAAGAAGACCAUUUACGCUUAAUUUCUAUGGAAAAAGGUGGAAAUGUUGGAAAAGUUUUUAAAAGAUUAAUUUUGGGAGUUAAAAUUAUUGAAGAAAAGGUAGGCAAACAUUUGGAGGGUUUUGGGGGGGGGGGCAAGUUCCAACUAUGUAUGUAUUUGUUAAAUAAAGUGAGAAAUAGGAUAAAUUUAAAAGCAUUUUUCUGCCCCAAGUGGCAUUUUUAG
This is a messenger RNA of Meloidogyne enterolobii, 480 nucleotides long. The record is from the annotation of a GenBank genome assembly. NCBI's taxonomy places the organism in Eukaryota, Metazoa, Nematoda, Chromadorea, Rhabditida, Meloidogynidae.